Coniosporium apollinis CBS 100218 is the source of this 1611-nucleotide messenger RNA. RefSeq lists its product as uncharacterized. The coding region runs from base 1 to 1611 and encodes 536 amino acids. NCBI's taxonomy places the organism in Eukaryota, Fungi, Ascomycota, Dothideomycetes. The transcript is spliced from 4 exons. Gene Ontology annotation, biological process: UDP-glucose transmembrane transport. The record is from RefSeq and is a predicted model, not a curated record. Gene Ontology annotation, molecular function: antiporter activity. Gene Ontology annotation, cellular component: endoplasmic reticulum-Golgi intermediate compartment; cis-Golgi network; Golgi apparatus.
AUGGACAGCCGGACCUCCGAACAUCGUCGGCGCAGCAGCUCGAUCGCCAGCACGGCCGCCAAUCCAACAAAUCCCUCGCGCAAGCACCGGCGGUUACGGUCGAAAGACCUGCACGAGGUACAGGAGGACAAGGCAUCCGCGAAUGAAGGAGACGACUCUGGGGAAACAGGCAGUUCAGAUCUGGAGCUCGACGAGAUGCAUUCGGACGACGCCCUAGAGGACGACGAGGAGACUGGCUUGACUGGUGUCGAUCGGAAGGCGCGCAGUAAGCGGAAGAGGAGGAACACUAGGUUGGAUGAGCGGGUAGCAGUGGAGGGCAUAACAAAGGAAGAGAAGGAUAUCGCGAGACAGAGUCUGAUCAGGACGUCGCUUAUCAACGCGUUGUUGAUAGGCUUGUGGUAUCUAUUCUCAAUAUCGAUUUCGAUAUACAACAAAUGGAUGUUUACCCCUAAAGACGCCACCGAUGAAAAGAGCAAAUCCAUCUUCCCCUUUCCGCUGUUUACAACCUCCCUCCACAUGAUUGUACAAUUCAGCUUGGCAGCGCUCGUUCUAUAUCUCUUUCCCUCCUUCCGCCCACGACACGAUGCGCUUGAUCCGCAUGCACCUGGCUCCCCACAGCUCCGUCAGGAACCGAUCGACCCCAAGAAACCACUGAUGACCAGGUGGUUUUACCUGACUCGCAUCGGACCCUGCGGAGCAGCGACCGGGUUAGACAUCGGUCUGGGCAACAUGAGCCUGAAGUUUAUCUCCUUGACAUUUUUCACCAUGUGCAAGUCUUCAGUGCUAGGUUUCGUGCUGUUGUUCGCCUUCCUCUUCCGCCUCGAGAAGCCAUCCUGGAGACUUGGAGGUAUCAUUGCUACCAUGACGGUCGGCGUUGUUAUGAUGGUCGCUGGCGAGACAGCUUUCAACGCCGUCGGGUUCAUCCUGAUCAUGUCCUCAGCGCUCUCGUCAGGCUUCCGGUGGUCCCUGACGCAGAUCCUCUUACUCCGAAACCCGGCUACCUCAAACCCAUUCUCCUCCAUCUUCUUCCUCGCACCCAUCAUGUUCUUGAGUCUUAUUGUUAUCGCUAUACCCGUGGAAGGCUUUCACGAUCUCACCGAGGGGUUCGGAAAGCUCACUGAAGCCAAGGGAAACGUCCUUGGCGUCCUCAUCCUCCUCUUUCCCGGAACACUCGCCUUCCUCAUGACGUCGUCUGAGUUCGCCCUCCUCAAACGUACCAGCGUAGUCACCCUCAGCAUCUGCGGCAUAUUCAAGGAAGUCGUCACGAUCAGCGCGGCAAGCGUCGUCUUCAAAGACAAGCUGACUUCCAUCAAUCUCUCGGGCCUGGUUGUCACUAUCGGCAGCAUAGCGGCGUACAACUACAUGAAGAUCAAGAAGAUGCGGGACGUCGCUUUGAAGGAAGCGCACAUGGCGGUUGAAGACUAUGCGCCUGUGCUUUCCACAGACCCCGAUACUGAUGGCGCGUCUAGCGAUCCUGAUGCCCGUCGUUCGAGCACAGGCAGGCUCAUCAGGAACAGUCUGAGUAUACAGAGUCGGCUGGCGCCUGAAAGACCGCCCAUUGAUAGUCCUGCGCGGACGUCGCCUGUCAAGCGGCCGGAGGAUCUUGAUUGA